Molecule: messenger RNA, 4375 nt
Organism: Poecilia reticulata (guppy)
Lineage: Eukaryota; Metazoa; Chordata; Actinopteri; Cyprinodontiformes; Poeciliidae
Gene: srek1
Product: splicing regulatory glutamine/lysine-rich protein 1
Cellular component (GO): nucleoplasm
Molecular function (GO): RNA binding
Source: RefSeq, a predicted model, not a curated record
CGAGACCCCUCAAGUGUUGGUGUGGCGCAACAUCUCACCAACACUGUUUUUAUUGACAGAGCUUUGAUAGUGGUUCCAUGCGCAGAAGAUGACUAGACUGGCCCAGCUGUUACACUACACUAGCCUGAGUCAGGCAUUGUUUUCCAAGCCACUAUCCCCGAUCGGGCCAACGCAGCCUUCAAGGGGGGGAUGUGACCCGGAGAAUAGCCCGCAGAACCUUCCAAGAUGGACACCUUGUCUCUUUUUUUUUUUUUACUUUUUUUUUUAUUAUUUUGUUUUCGGUUUGUUUCCUUUUCAUACUAUCCCAUGUUGUCCACUCUCUACUGUCUCUAUCUAGAAACUUGCAGGUUGUGUUUAUAUUUGUUAUUUUUUUUAUUUGUUAUUUUGAUUAUUGUCCAACCCCCCCAACCCCCUCUCUCUUUCCGCUACAGCUGGAGCUUGUGUGUGGUUGAAUUCAGUCCAGGUUGCUACGGCACACCGGUGGGAUGUGUGCCACACAAAAGAUGCUAUGAGGAUCACUAACUCUUUUGUUCUCUUGUCUCCUACGUCUGUUGACGUAGUGAAGGGCUAGUCUGUGUGGAAAAAUGAUGCAGCCAUUGGGGGUUGUCUUGUGUUGCACACCUUUCCAACACUGCGAAACGAUCGCCCCCCACUUCCCCCCCGCGGAAAAGCGCCCAUGCUUGAUAUCGUAUGGUUCAUGACCAAUAUGUUUCCAGUACAGGGAAGAUCCCAGAGGAGGCCAAGGCUCUGUCACUGUUGGCACCUGCAGCCCCGGUACCCAGUCUGAUUCCAGGCGGAGGACUGCUGCCGAUUCCCACUCCGGCUCCACUUCAGAACCUGAACCUUCCUCUGGUGAAUCGGAUCACAGCGGGCCUCGAUCCCACAGCCUCUGUGCUGUCUCAGCCUCCCCUCAUCGGCAAUGUCGACCCAACGAAAAUCGAUGAGAUUAGGAGGACGGUAUACGUUGGAAACCUAAACUCACAGACCACCACUGCAGAGCAGCUGCUGGAGUUCUUCAAGCAGGUGGGAGACGUGAAGUUUGUCCGGAUGGCCGGAGACGAGACUCAGCCGACCCGCUUCGCCUUCGUAGAGUUUGUGGAGCAGGACUCUGUGGCCAGAGCCCUCACUUUAAACGGAGUCAUGUUUGGAGACAGACCCCUGAAGGUCAAUCAUUCCAAUAACGCCAUAGUAAAGCCCCCUGAACUGACGCCUCAGGCUGCUGCGAAGGAGCUGGAAAGUGUAAUGAAGAGGGUGAGGGAGGCCCAGUGCACCAUUGCUGCUGCCAUAGAGCCAGAGGCAAAGAAGCGUUCUUCCAGCCGCUCCCAAAGGUCACGGCGGUCCCAUUCCCGGACGCGCUCUCGUUCCCACUCGAGAUCACAGAGGAAAAGGUCCCGCUCCAAACACAGACCAACACAAAAGUCUUUUCCUGGUGGUGACGCCCACAGUUCGAGGAGUGGCCACAAGAGGCGCUCUCGAUCCAGAGACAGGAGACAUGCCAGGAGUCGCUCCAGAGGCCACAAAAGGAGGAGCAAGGAUCGGUCCAGAAGCCCUCGAAGGAAAGUGAGGUCACCUUCACCAAAACGAAGUAAACGGGAGAAGAAGAGGGAGCGCAGCAGAGACAGGAAGGAGCGCUCCACGUCCAGGAAGAGAAGCCGCAAAGACGAGGAGCGAAUAAAGAGCAAAUCCAAGACAACCAAGGACUACAAAAGGGAAGAAAAGGCGGCGUACGGGAGCCAGAGGGAAGGCUCAGCCACUCCAAGAGAAAACAUGACAUCAUCACUGCGCGCCCAGCACAACGGCAGCUACAAAACUCACAGAGAGGAGGCUGCGUUUCUGGGCCGCAACGCCACCAAGUGAACAGCCGCCCCUCGCGUCUCCCUCGUCCCGUCCCGUGCGUCAUCUCCCACCACCUGUCACCUGACGUCAGGACGAGUUUCUUCCGUUUCGGGUUUCCGUUUCUGCAAACCCGAGGAUUCUGACGUUGAGCUCAUUUUCCUGCCCGGAGGACAGGAGUGACGGUGCUUCAACAGAACCUUCCGGGAUAAAGGCACGUCGACGUCAUCCCGACGGCGGCGCUUGUUUCAAAGCGGCUCCGGCGGACGACGCGAUGUCGCAGAAAGAAAAACAAAACCCUCGUCACAGCUGCUGAGAUCGACCAACGCGUGUGGAAACCUGGAGCCAACCGAAGAGGGGAUCGGGGCUGCGGUCAACGUUAUUUGGUAAAACUCUGGAUUUUAACUGCAAGCUUCAUUAAUGCCUCUCAGACCGACAGUGUUUACUCAUGUUCCAGUACAUCAACCCUUUCCUCAAAAUAAAUUCCUCCUCAAUAACAGAGUAAAAAUACUAAUUAUGAAAAUAGGAAACGUGAUCUAAUUGUUUUCAUAUAAGCCGACAUUUGGUUAGGAACAUUGUUACCCUGGUAACAGUGAUGGCUGGAACUCAUCUAGUUUCCGAAUCGUUUUUCUUUCCAUGUUUACAAAAAUCCAAACUACUAUUUUUUUCAAAGUAUAAAAAGAAAAAAAAAAAACCUAGUAGUCUUCUUUCAGCCAGCUGACUGGCAGUGUACAGGACUAUCCCUCUAAGCUCCAUACACUUAGGAAACUUUGAGCAGUGAUAUUUGAAAGCCAUUUUGUACCUUGGUGGCAGUAACCAGCCCGUUCUUACUUCUCAAAACCACAUGUGCAGCAGGAUUCUGCUUAAGUCAUAAAAACUGUAUAUUGACUAUUGUCUUAAUUAUUUAUUUAGUCAAUAAAUGUGAGUGGAAUCAUAAAGGGGCAAGAAGUAUUUUGAUAUAAGAAAAACAAAACAAAAAAAACUUACCUGAUCUACAAAAACUGGAUCAAUUUGGUCAACCAAAAAAAUUAAAAUAGUUUUUUUUAGUUUGUGUGUUUGGCCUUUUUAAUAUAUAGUUUUAAUUAGAAUGAGUAGCGAGUAGUUUCACCAGAACUGUUGCUAUAUAUUGUGUGUUGUCAAAUAAUUGUCAGGAAUCCAUAGUUACAUUUUAAAGCUACUAAAUUAAAAAACAAAUCCAUUGACAUUAGCAACUUUAAUCUCAUUUCAGUUGAUAUUUCUUUUUUACUUUUUUAAGUGAUUGUUUAAAGGUGAGAAGGGAAAGAGUGGUUUGAUCCAGACAUUUUCAAACAAAAAGGAUGUGCAAAAUUGUAAAAGAAAAAAAACCCACAAAAACUUAAUUUCACUAAAAACGGCCAACUUUUACCAUAAAUGUUAAAAACUAAAUAAAUAAGCAGAAGAAAGUGGUGUGGCUGCAACAGCAGCCUAGCUGAUUCGGAGAAGCGUAGGUGUACGACUUGUUAGUGCUAGAAGUGUGAGGACCUUCCUGUUCCUGUAAGGAUGUAAACUGGACUGAAAACUUUUUUCUACAAGGCUAAAGAAAACAGGUUUCUGAAGUGCUUAUUUACAUUUUUUUUUGUUGAGAGGUUUUCUGUCUGAGGUUUGUGAAGUGUCCUUUUGUCCAUCUUUUUGCGCCUCAUUUCUGCACCAUCCGGGAACUCUGUUGUCCUUCAGGAUAUUAUUGCUGAAUAAUAACUCAAAGCUAUAAUUAUGAGACAGUAUGUUGUUGCAGGUGUUUGGCCAACUUUUGUCUAGAUGUAGGACUCAUUCACAUAACUAUCAUUGCGUCAAUUUCUAUGUUGCCACAGCAACAUUUCGGUGUACCAUGUUUGAUUUUUUUUCUAUCGUUGCGCUGUGGGAUGAAAUAUUUUCAGUUAACAAGAUGACUGAAGAAAGUUUACGGGCUGAUUUUUUAAAAUUUAUUUUGGAAAUGGGGAAAAUAAACUGAAAUCUCGCAGGUCAACUAACUAUGGAAGCACAGAAGGGUCAUAAAGUGCCUAGACCACGAUUGUACAGUAAGCAAAUAAAAUAUUGAGACUCAUUUGGAUGUUUUAUGAAUAAAACUAAUAAGAUCUUGUAUUAAAGUAUUGUGGGCUGUCGGAAUAGACUAACUGUUCAUGGGAUGUUUUUAUCCUUUUAUUCUGUGAUUUAAUGUGUUGCAGUAGUUAUGAGUAUGCUCAUUGAAACAUGGUGGCAAAACGGCAACAGAUCCAGUUCCUAUUUUGAAAAGUUUACGUCUUUUUUUUCUUAACACAUCAGUCAGAAAUAAUGAGCUUCAAAUGUCAGAAUGAAAUCAUUUCAGCUCAUCUGCCAAUAUGUGAACAUGUACUUUAUUACUUUUUUUUAUGUCCUCAUCUUCUCUGCAUUUGAGAUGAUUUUUUUGUGCUGGGAAAUUGGAGUUGAUGUAACGGUUCAGUAAAAUAGUUUAUGAAAUAUUCAGAUGUAUGUACAUAUUACUCUUUGGUUUGAACCUAAGAUGUUUUAUUUGAUUGCAAAAGCUCUGAAUAAAGAGACUUUCCACUCA